ACCACCCCGCCCCGUCCUGCGCCCCCCGAGGUGGAGAAUGCCUACUGGGCGGACAUUGAGGAGGAUACCUCCUUGCCCGACGAGGAAGAGAUGAAGGAGAUUGAGUCUGCCGCCGACGGGGACUACAGUGCCUACGAAUAUCCGUACUGGGAGAAGAACUUCCACCCAGAUCUCGACGAUCCCGAGUACCGUCCCGUCGAGAAGGGCCGCAUGACGUGGCGCAUCAAGGGUGUACGUGGCACCAAGGAUGCUCCCAACCGUGCCAAGAUCAUGCGCUCCCCACCCGCCUACAUCGGCGGCUACUGGUGGACCAUCAAAUUCUUCCCGCGUGGUAACAAUGUCGGCUCCCUGAGUAUCUACCUCGAGUGCUCGCCCACCAUGCCAUCCGGCGACAAGACCUUGCCCGAGACCGACUUUGCGGUACGGCGCGGGCCCGCCGGCCAGCCGCUGGGCAAGGACGAGGAGGAAGUGUGCACCGCGCUGCCCCCGGCCGACCCGGCCUGGGUGGAUACCUUCAAGGCCCAGUACCCCGCCGCCGCGAGGUGCGACGGGACGGGCCCCAAGACGUGGCGCGUCUCCGCCCAGAUUGGCGUCAUCCUCUACAACCCGGAUGAGCCGCGCACCGGCUGGAUGCAGUCGUCCUCCCACCAGUUCAACCCCCACAAUCUGGACUGGGGCUGGACCAACUUCCACGGCCCCUGGGACCAGAUCCACCGCCGUCAGCGCGGCCAGCGCCAGGCCCUCCUCCGCAGUGACACCUUGGCCUUCGACGCGUACAUCCGCAUCGUCGACGACCCCACCUGCUCGCUCUGGUGGCACGCCAGCGACUCCGAACCCACCUGGGACAGCCUGGGCCUGACGGGCUACCGGCCGUUGGGCGACUCGGUCAUCAACCACAGCGCCGAGGUCGCCGGCCUGGCCAGCUGGCUGCACCUGGCCCCCUUCGGCCGCAUCAUCCAGCAGGCCAACGUGCUGGAACACCACACUAACGGCGUCGUGAGACCCAAGCCGCUGUGCGACGCCCUGCAGAAGUUCCUGUGGCAGCUGCGCGCCCGGGACCAGUCCCUGCAGUACGUCGACACCGACGCCAUCACCUCGACCCUGCGCAAUUUGCACGAGUACGCCGGGGACGUGUGCGAGUUCUGGGAGUCGCUCCGCCGGACCCUCCAGCUCGAGCUGGCCGGCACCGCCGCCGCCGACGACCUGGCGCGCCUCUUCGACUCCCCCGCACCGGCCGCUAUCUUGCGGGACGCCCCGGAGCCGGCCGGCGGCAUCCACACCCUCCCCCGCGAGGCCAACUCCCGCAUCCGCGUGCCCGCCGACCAGGCCGCAUCGACCCAGGAGGCGUUGCGGGGGUACCUGGGGGCGCAGCCGGGCCGCUGGGUCCUGCCCCCCGUCCUCCAUGUCGAGCUGAACCGCCAGCGGUUGGACAAGGCGGCCCGCCAGUGGCGCCUGCUCUACAACCGCGUCGAACCCGACGAGGAGGUCGACCUGACCCCGUGGGUGCUCGAGGGCGAAUGCGGCCGGUAUGUGCUGUACGGCUACGUCGUACACCGUGGGCGCCGCACCUCGGGCAAGUUCUUCAGCAUCCUGCGCCCGGGCGGGCCCGGUACGCGGUGGUUGGCAUUCGACGACGGCAGCGACAACCGCGUGGAAUGUCUGACCCGCAAGACGGCCUUUGGCCCACAUUUGGGCCUCGACGCGUCACAGAAGCCCGACCACAAGACGGGCCACGACGUCGCCAUCGCUGUCAUGUACAUCCGCGCCGAUGUCGUCGACGAGUUCCUGCCGGGUCCCCAGGGCCCGUGGGAGACCUCCGCCGCGAUGAAGACGUACUACGAGCAGGGCACCCCUCCGGUGCCGACGCCGGACGGGGCCCCGACACCGGACUCGGUGCCGGUGGAGGUAUACACCAUGCCCGAGUAUGACCAGCUCGACAGCCUGUUCGACACGUACGACCUCAUGGCGCAGGCCCAGUCGGCCGGUCGCGUCCAGCACCUAACGGUGCCGCGCGGCUCGACCCUGCAGGACCUGCGGAAGACGAUCGCGGGGGGCCACUCCACCGACCCAGAGGCACCCCUGCGUCCGGAGCACGUCCGGCUGUGGCAGAUCGGCCACACCCGUGAGCGGUUCGGACCAACGCUGGCCUUUUCGCGGGUCUCCGACCUCACCGCGACCGUGGACGGGUCGCUGGGCCCGGUGCGGUUCUGGAUGCAGGUGGUGUCGGACGGCGACGCCAAGUACUUCGCCAUGGCCGAUCCCCGCGAGGCGGCGGUGGCCACGAACAAGGUGGAGGAGACCGUGCCGGAGCAGGCGGGCGCGGAGCCCGACCGGCCGUCGACGGGCAGCGCCGACGCGGCCUUUGCUAGCUCGUCCGGCACGGUGCCGCAACCGGUGGAGUCGUCGGAUGACAGCGUCGUCAAUGGGGUGGUUGACCCCACGGUCCGGGCGGAGCCCGCUGCGCCGGUUGAGGCGCCGGCCCGGCUGAGCCAAGACUCUUUGACCGGCGACGCCGAGAAUGACGCUGUCAUCGCGGCCAUCAUUGCGUCCGAUGUCCAGCAGUUGGACCCCGAGCCAUCGGAGCCAGCUCCGGAGGCGGACCCCGACGCCCUUGAAUCCCCUGAAGCCCCUGAAGCCCCCGAAGCCCCCUCGACGGAUGAGCAGGCGGUGACCCUGCCGGUGGAUCACGUCUAUUACUUCAUCCAGCUGUUCGACGUGGAGGCUCAGGCCCUGCGCACGGUGGGAUCGUUCUUCUCGCAGAAGGAGGAGAACAUCAAGAAGGCGCUGCGGAAGCACCUGCAGCGGCCGGUGACGAAAGACUUCCAGAUCUGGCAGCGCGUAGAAGGCACGUCUGUGUCGACCGUUUCCUCACUGCAGACUUUCCAAGGCUUCGUACCGGACGGCACGUGCUUCAUCGUGGGCGACAAGCUGGCCAAAGACCGCCGGUCACAACUCAACGAAGCCGGCCUCCUCACCAACCCAGACCACCUCGUGCGGUACCUCUGGGCGGCGGCGCGGCAGCACCCGACCAAGGCCUUCACGGGCCGCAAGACAGUCGACGCGUCGUUCACGACAGACUACUACAGCGGCGACUUCUGCAAGGGCUACCACCACGGCGUGGGCAAGCACGUGUCGGACACAGUCGUUACCUACGAGGGCGACUUCGUGCUAGGCAAACGUCACGGCCAAGGCCGCAUGGAGUACCCCACGGGUGACACCUACGACGGCAGCUGGGCAGAGAACCAGUGCCACGGCCAGGGCACCUUCGUCGAGCACAAGACCGGUAACCGGUACGUGGGCGGAUACAAAGACGGCAAGCGUCACGGCAAGGGCAUCAGCUACUGGGAGGUAGCCGACGAGGAGAUGGACCUGUGCCAGAUCUGCUACAGCGAGGAGCAGGACGCGCUGUUCUACGACUGUGGACAUGUGUGUGCUUGCGUGACGUGCGCGCGGCAGGUGGAUUUGUGCCCGAUUUGCCGGAAGAGUAUCAUCAGUGUCGUGAAGAUCUACCGGACUUAGCUUCAUUUUCAUCUUUUGGUCGUUUUUCUUUUGCUCGUUUUGCAUUUCGUUAUUUCAUUGCAUUUUUCUAUCAUUUUUGGCUGGUUUGUUGGUUGUUGGUUGGUUGGUCUGGAUAUGGCAUACCCGGAUGUUAAGUUAUGAGAUAUGAUGAUUUCGAUUAAUAUGGCGCGAGACGCAUACAAUACUAUUUAGAAUUGAAUUAUUGGGUUGUUUCACAUGGA
Aspergillus campestris IBT 28561 is the source of this 3740-nucleotide messenger RNA. Its product is annotated as putative MATH and UCH domain protein. The coding region runs from base 91 to 3519 and encodes 1142 amino acids. The transcript has 4 exons. The record is from RefSeq and is a predicted model, not a curated record. NCBI's taxonomy places the organism in Eukaryota, Fungi, Ascomycota, Eurotiomycetes, Eurotiales, Aspergillaceae. Gene Ontology annotation, biological process: protein deubiquitination. Gene Ontology annotation, molecular function: protein binding; cysteine-type deubiquitinase activity.